Molecule: messenger RNA, 996 nt
Organism: Colletotrichum gloeosporioides
Lineage: Eukaryota; Fungi; Ascomycota; Sordariomycetes; Glomerellales; Glomerellaceae
Product: Methyltransferase ustM
Exons: 1
Coding region: 1-996 (331 amino acids)
Source: RefSeq, a predicted model, not a curated record
AUGAAUACUCCAGAUUCGGACUCUCUUGAAAUCAUCCUGUCAUGCUACCUGCAUGCCAGUAGUCAAAGAGCCAACGUUGUGCCACGAUUUGCUCACCGGCUAAGCAUUUGCGAGGCUUGGUCGAUACCCCAAGGAUCACGGCUGCUCGAUGUUGGCUGUGGUCAAGGAGACUCAUCGCUCGUCCUUGCAACAGCUGUUGGUCCGUUAGGCAGCGUGACAGGGAUCGACAAUGCGCCCCCAGACUACGGCGGACCCUUCACUGUAGGCCAAGCUCAGAACCAUAUUCUGUCUUCGACCCUUGGCAAUCGAAUUGUCUUUCAGCGCAGCGAUACGACUGAAUGGCUGAGAGCACGUUACAAGUCGCUUUCUGAAACGUCUCCACCUGCCUCCUUGUGUUCUGUCGAAGCGCCGCUCGAAGAUUUGAACUCGCCUGUCGAAAACCAGCAGCAGCCCUCGGUUGAAUUCGACGGCGCCGUCUUCUGCUACAGCAUGUGGUACUUCCCUUCAACCGCUGCUGUUCGCGACCUUUUGGAGGCUUUGGCCGCAGCGGGUGUUCCGCGCAUUUACGUAGCCGAAUGGAGCGGGCAGGCUAAAUCGGCAUCGCAGGAGCCUCAUGCUUUGGCGGCAGCAGCAGAAAAGAAGCUUUAUUCCCUGCGGCCCGCUGACUACAUGCCCCGGCUCGACGAACAGAACAUCCGGGGCGGGGCUUUGCUCCCUGACGAACUGGUGGCCCUGGCACGACAGGUUGGCUGGUGUGUUACCAGACAGGGCUCGCUUCCAACACCCUUGGCUAUCCGUGAUGGGUACUGGGAAGCUCAGUAUCUGCUUCGAGGUAGAUUCACACAGGAUGUCGAACAAGCAGUGAAAGGCGCGGCCGACAGAGAGGAGAUGAUGAAAUGCCGGGAGCAAGUCGCGUCAGCUAUCGAGGCCUUGGAAGCGAAUAGAGGCAAUGUGGAGUGCAUGGAUACUGUAUGGAUCGUGUUGGAAAGGAACUAA